CGGUAUCGUUAGGCGAAUCUGCACGAGUUAAGAAAAUUCAGAAGCCUAAAAAAGUUUUACUUUUGUGGGAAAGAAGAAGAAGAGAGAGAUGUUGAAAUCUUGAAAACAAUUUCUUGAAGAUGACGAAAAGCGUUCACAUGUCUUCUUCUUCUUCUUCUUCUUCUUCUUCUUCCCCCUUUCUCCCCGCCGGCAUUCCGCUUCCAAAACUUUGGUAUUUCUCCAUUUUCUUCUCUUUUCCGUUAAAGCUCCAUUUUUUUUUUCCUCCUUUUUAUUUUCUUUCUUCUCUCUUCAUUCUCAACUCUUCUUCAUUUGAUAUCCCAUGAAGCUUAAGGGUCUUCGAGCUGGAUUGUUGUCUGUUUGGCUAUCUGGGUUUCUCCUAAUCGCUCUCUCCUUCUACGGCACUCAGCUUCUAUCCCCUUCUUCUCUCGAUGGCCCUUUCAGAUACUCUUCCCGUUCCAUUACUGCUCCUCCUCCAAGAAUCACCAUUUUCACUGCUCUCCGUAGCAGCUCCUCCUUGGAUGAACAUAGCCAAGCUUUAUUAGCUAUUCGUUCAUGGCUCGCUUUGUCUUCCCAAGUCACUGUGGUAUUAUUCUCUCCUUCUUCUGAUUCUUCCUUCACCGACAAAUUUGGUUCCCAUCUUCUUCUUGAUUCCACCAUUGAUUUCACGUUUCUUGGUACUCCAUUUUUACACUCGAUGCUGGCGAGAAGUGAAGCUUAUCAAUCUGAUAUAGCUGUUCUGAUGGAUCCAGAGACUGUUUUGCUGCCAGAUUUCAUAUCUGCUUUGAGUUUUGCUCACCAGCUUGAUCGUGACUGGCUUCUCCUUUCUUCAUCAGUGAGUAUUCCUAGUUUCCCGUUCAACUGGGACAACACAGGACAUUUUUGGCGACAGGGGAAUGGUAAAAGGGUGAGAUUCGGAGAGUUGCAGAAGAUGAUAAGCUUGCGAAGUUGGCAAUCAAAUUCUAGCGAAAGCAAAACGAUUUUGGCAUGGAACAACGUCGAUGUGCCCUUGUACUGUGGAGUGCUUCCACCAUUUUUGUAUCAAAGAGGAACUUAUAAUCAAUGGAUCAUUAACGAGGCCAUGUCAUGUAAAAGAAGGUUUGUGUUUGAUGCCACUUCCACCAUAUCGAGCUUUUACUUAGGCAAUGAAGACAAUAGGAGUGAUAAUAAUGUCUCAGAACCGAAAACAAGAAAAUGGGAAUAUAUAGGAAACUCCCAACUGGGGCAGCUCUACGGGUCAUUGUUUUCUAAGUCUUUUACUCUACCUAAGCUUUUGAAGUGCAACAAGCACUAUAUGUUCGUUAACUCUUCAGAUCGUUCUGUUGAUCUGUCUAUACUGGAAGGAAAGAGUUUAGGAUUUCGUAGGCGAGAGAAGAUCUCAGCUUGUAUCAGUAGAACUAAAUCACGAAGCUUGAAAUUAGAUUUAGCACAGAAGAAAGAUGAGGCAGUGCCACUAUUCAAGUUUCCUUUUGACCUGCAGUCUCUUCUCCCAUUAGUUGCAGACAAGAACAGAACUGUUGUUCUUUCAAUUGCUGGGUAUAGUUAUAAGGACAUGCUGAUGAGUUGGGUCUGCAGAUUACGCCGCCUCAAAGUUCCAAAUUUCUUAGUUUGUGCCCUUGAUGAUGAAACUUAUCAGUUUUCUAUAUUGCAGGGUCUGCCAGUUUUCAUUGAUCCGUAUGCUCCUAAGAACAUUAGCUUCAAUGACUGCCACUUUGGAUCAAAGUGUUUCCAGAGAGUGACCAAAGUUAAGUCAAGAACAGUUUUGAAGAUACUGAAGCUGGGAUAUAAUGUUCUAUUGAGCGAUGUAGAUGUAUAUUGGUUCAGAAACCCGUUGCCUCUGCUUCAAUCUUUCGGUCCUUCUGUUCUUGCUGCACAAUCCGAUGAAUACAACACAACAGUACCUAUAAACCGACCAAGACGCUUAAACUCGGGAUUCUACUUUGCACGUUCUGAUGCUCCGACGAUAGCAGCAAUGGAGAAAGUGGUGAAGCAUGCUGCAACCUCCGGUCUAUCAGAGCAGCCUAGCUUCUACGACACUUUAUGUGGAGUAGGUGGAGUUUAUCGCUUAGGAGACGAUAGAUGUCUUGAACCAGAGACAAACCUGACCGUUCAGUUCUUGGACAGAGAGCUAUUCCCAAACGGAGCUUACGGAGAUCUAUGGCUAAAGGAAGACGUGAGAGCAGAAUGCGAGAAGAAGCAUUGCUUCGUUCUGCACAACAACUGGAUCAGUGGGAGACUGAAGAAACUUGAACGCCAAAUGAUGAGAGGUCUCUGGGAAUAUGACGCAUCCAUGAGGAUGUGUGUGUAGAGAGGUACUAAGGAUUAUUAUACACGUUAGAUGAGGCAUACAAAGGCUCUUAGUAUUAGAUAUAAGUUAUACAAAAAUUGUGUUUAUUUAUUGCUUUGUUUAUGAAAGAUAGUUUUAGGCAUAUGAUGAACUUGUAAACUUCAAAUAUUGUUGGCAGAACAGAGAUCAAAGAAUAUAACUGAUUUU
Camelina sativa (false flax) is the source of this 2491-nucleotide messenger RNA. Its product is annotated as beta-arabinofuranosyltransferase RAY1-like. NCBI's taxonomy places the organism in Eukaryota, Viridiplantae, Streptophyta, Magnoliopsida, Brassicales, Brassicaceae. Gene Ontology annotation, molecular function: glycosyltransferase activity. The record is from RefSeq and is a predicted model, not a curated record.